This is a messenger RNA of Nannospalax galili (Upper Galilee mountains blind mole rat), 3214 nucleotides long. It is a transcript of the gene Hps6, whose product is annotated as HPS6 biogenesis of lysosomal organelles complex 2 subunit 3. Gene Ontology annotation, biological process: protein localization to membrane; lysosome localization; melanocyte differentiation. The transcript has a single exon. The record is from RefSeq and is a predicted model, not a curated record. Bases 677 to 3046 code for a protein of 789 amino acids. Lineage: Eukaryota; Metazoa; Chordata; Mammalia; Rodentia; Spalacidae. Gene Ontology annotation, cellular component: lysosomal membrane; BLOC-2 complex.
GGAUCUGCCUUUAAAGUUGUUGGGGUUUUUGUCUAGCAAACUGUUGGUUUGGGGUGAUGAAUUGUUGGUAUAAUAAAGUGGUUUCUUUGCUGUACUGACUAACCAGAAAUCCCACUUCGUAGCUGCCAUUAACUUGGUCAAGUUACUUAUCUGUGCUACUUAUCUUUUCUUACCUGUAAAGAGGAGCCAGAGCUCUCCCACAGUGCAUGCACUGGAUUGUUUUUCACUAGAUCUCCAGGAGGUUGAGGUUUUCUAUUUUGUUCAAGACCGGCACAAAAUUGGUACUCAAGAAAACAUUGAUGAACGAAUGAGUAAGUUGGGGAUGAAAGAAAGAGGUUUGGAAAGAAGGACAGCUUUGAGAAAUGGAUGCUCUCAAUCCCUAGGGCACUGAAACCCUUGGGUGCUGUGGAGGCUCCUCCCCUGGAGAUCAUCCCUUCCCACUCGCAGCACCUCCUCCGGCGGGCGUGUCCUGCCGAUGGGGCGUGCACCAGGGCAAUCCCGGACCUAACCAGAUGGGGCGGGGCGGAGUAGACACUCUGGCCCGGCCUUGGCUCACCUCAUCCACCGGGGACGGAAGUGUCAGCCGGGCCCUAGUCCCCCAGGGACUACAGACCUGCAGCCGGGCCGCGCCCCACCGGGCUCUCAGGCUCAGGCUAGCUGCAGCGCCGGAGGCACCAUGAAGCGUGCAGGUACCCUGCGCCUGCUUUCCGAUCUGGGCAACUUCACCAGCGCCGCCCGGCUCCGCGAGUUGUUGACCGGGGACCCAGCAGUCCUAGUUCGCUGCUGCCCUGACGGCCGCCACCUGCUGCUGCUAAGACCCCCAGGGUCGCCCGCUCCGCAGCUUCUAGUGGCUGUGCGUGGUUCAGGCCUGGAGCUGGAGCGUGCCUGGCCGGAGGGCCAGCCAUCGCCGCUGGAUGCUUUCUUUCUGCCGUGGCUGACUCGCCCCGCACUGAUCUUGGUGUGGGAGAGUGGCCUGGCAGAAGUGUGGGGCUCAGGGAUGGAGCCUGGAUGGCGGCUGCUUCAGAGCACUGAGCUAUGUCCGGAUGGUGGAGCCCGCUUAACGGCCGUGGCAGCGCCCCGAGGCCGCCUAGUUUGGUGCGAGGAACGUCAACUGGACACUGAGGACCAGUCAGAGCAGCUUUCGGUAACUUUCAGCCACUGCGUGUGCGUCAAAACCCUGGAGCCUAGCGGGGAGGCUGGUACCAACCUAGGCCGCACACACAUCCUGCUGCACCACUGUCCCUCUUUUGGGCUAAUGGCCUCCCGCAAGGACCUCUUCCUGGUGCCCACUACCACCACCUGGCCUGGUGUGGCCCACAUUCUGCUGAUCUGGAGCCCAAGCAAAGGCAAGGUGAUAGUUGCUGCCCCAUCUCUUGGCCUCUCUUACAGUAAAAACCUGAAUCCCAGGCAAGGGGAUACCUGGGACUUUCCCACCCUGGUCCGAGGCCUUCCUGGGUUUCUGUCCCCCAGGGAGCCAUUGGCUGUACACACCUGGGCCCCAACUCCCCAGGGCCUAUUGUUACUUGACUUCAGAGGCCAGGUGAGUCUCGUGCAGUGCCAUGGUGGUGUUCGAACUGUGGGAACGCUGCAGGAGGCACCUAUAGGCCUAGAAGGGUCUGCAGCCCUGGGAACAUUUCAUGGCACUCUGGCCUGUGUCCUGGGCUCCACCUUGGAACUACUGGACAUGGGUAGUGGACAGCUGCUGGAGAGGAAAGUCCUAAGUACAGACAGAAUACAUUUGCUGGAACCUCCAGCCCCUGGCAUGAAGGUUGAGGAAGAAUUGGAAAUCCAAGGAGGUCUACGUUUGCUUUCAGCCUUGGGUCUUUUUUCUGUGGGUUGGGAAGCUCCCCAAGGCCUUGAACUGCCCUUAGGCAAGGAUCUGGUGUUUGAGGAGGCCUGUGUGUAUUAUCAGCGACGCAGCCUACGGGGCACUCAGCUCACCCCAAAAGAGCUGAGACACAACAGUAUGUUCCGGGCACCUCAGGCCUUGGCCUCCAUCCUCCAGGGCCACCUGCCCCCAUCUACACUGUUGACUACGUUGAGGGCUGAGCUUCGGGACUACCGGAGCUUAGAGCAACUCAAAGCCCAGCUGGUGGCUGGGGAUGAUGAGGAGGCUGGCUGGACUGAGUUGGCAGAGCAUGAAGUGGCCCGCCUGCUGAGGACAGAGUUGACAGGAGAUCAGCUGGCCCAGUUCAACACCAUUUUCCAAGCCUUUCCUACAGCAGCUUGGAGUGCCACCCUCCAGGUCCUACAGCUCCAGCCAGAUAGGUCUGGCAAACUAAGGUCCCAAGCACCCCCUGAUGUGUGGAAAAAGGUACUAAGGGAUACAACAUCUGGAAAGGGGCCCCCCAGUGGGAUACUGCCCCCUUUUGAACUCCUGUGCCAGUGCCUAUGCCGACUGGAGCCGCGAUGGCUGCCUCCUUUUGUAGAACUGGCACAGCAGCAGGGUGGGCCAGGCUGGGGGACUGGAAGCCCUGGUCUACCCCUCUAUCGCCGAGCCUUGGCAGUGCUAGGUGAGGAGGAGACCAGGCCUGAGACCCUGGAACUAGAGCUGCUUCUGGGUAGUGGGCGGCCCAAAGCUGUGCUGCAAGCUGUGAGGCAGCUGGUAGAAAAGGAGCAGUGGGAGCGGGCUCUGGAAGCUGGCCUGGCCCUCGGUCCCUCCAGCCCUCUACUAAGAAGUGAAAUCUUCAAACUGCUUCUGGCAGAGUUUGUGCAGCAUCGCCACCUUGAUUCUCACCUCCCCCUUCUUUGCCGCUUGUGCCCACCAGAACUGGCUCCAGAUGAACUCCUGCUUCUAUUGAGGACACAUCUCCCUGAUGAGGUGGGAGCCCCCGCCCCAUUCCCUGAGCCUGGGGCAGAGCCCCCUCUCACAGUGGGUUUGGUCAGAGCCCUGCUAGAACAGACUGGGGCUCAAGGACGGCCCUCUGGCCCUCUUCAAAGUCCAUAUGAGGACAUCCUAUGGGAUCCAGGCACACCACCCCCUACCCCACCUCGUGGACCAAUUACCACCCUCCAAGUUUCGGACUACCCAGGACUGGAAGCUUAGGUACCAUUGGAACUGGGCCUCUGUGCAGCGGACAUGGAAAAUCAUUUGCAGGAUGUAGCUACCCAUGGAAGGGUAUCUUAAGAGCUGGAGGGCACUGAGGUGGAACCUGUGUGUGCAAUACUGUCUAUUCUGGAACAAUUUUUAAAAUGUAUAUAACUAUUAAUUAUA